This is a messenger RNA of Biomphalaria glabrata, 2717 nucleotides long. RefSeq names its product retinal-binding protein-like. The transcript has 10 exons. The coding region runs from base 236 to 1579 and encodes 447 amino acids. Lineage: Eukaryota; Metazoa; Mollusca; Gastropoda; Planorbidae. Gene Ontology annotation, cellular component: cytoplasm. The record is from RefSeq and is a predicted model, not a curated record.
UCUAUGUCGUAUGUUUCUGCAUAUUCAGUUAAAUCGUAUAAGAAAAAGGUUUUGGUUACUAUAGAAUAUUAUAAACAUGAUUAGCUAAUACGUGCAGUUGGGAUACUGACCUUAGGGGCGAGUGUGAGCUCAUUCAACAGAUUAUUUGCAAAUAUAAAGACUUAGUCUUAGAUCUGGAGUUCUAGAUUUAGAAUUAUGAACAACAUGAGACGUGGGUAACGAAAUAAAAAAAAAUAUGGCUGCCGUCAAGGGCAAAAUAAGGGAGACAAUCAAACGUGAUGCAAAGGAAACUGCAGACGACAAGCUCCCGCUGAAACUGAGACAACUGAAAGAAAGACUUCGCCCUCUCGUUAAUCAUCAGAUCUACGGCCGGAAACUUGAUCUGUCAGACGUUGCUUUGUCCAAAUGGCUAAAGGUGUCCGAGCUUGACGUCAUCAUGGCCGACGCCAAAAUGAGGAAGUCUCUGGAAUUCCGAGAGCAGAUGUCUGUUGACAAAUUGUUAAAGGAAUAUAAACCACCGGACUGCAUAUUGGAUUAUUACGCGGGAGGUCUAUGUGGUGUGGACAAAUCAGGCUCGCCAGUCUACUAUGAACUUUACGGGCUGCUAAACCUGAAGUCUCUGCUGAAAGUCUUGGGGAAGGGUGGUCUUGUCAAGCACAAGCUUUACCAACACGAGAAAAUUCUACAGUACUUAAAGAAACUGUCUAAAAGAAAAGGAAAAACCAUCGAUGCCAUUUUGGUGAUAGUUGAUCUCCAAUUCAGCACCAAGGAGCAUUUAUUUAGUUCUGAGAUAUUACUCUGGUCAGAGAUUUUAGAACUUCUUGUGGAGCACUACCCAUGUCUUUUCAAAGAGAUCCUCCUGAUUAACACCCCUGACUGGCAGACAGACGUAAGAGCUUCUCUUCAGCCGUAUCUCUCUAAGGACGCCAGGAACCUGGUGAAUGUGCUGGAGAAGAACGUCUUGCCGGGACUGCUUCACAGGAUUCAAAAGAAACAUAUCCCGGCAUACCUGGGUGGAGAAAAGUCAGAGCUGGAUACCCACAAAUAUUGUCGGCUCAAUGUAGACUACUGGAACAUGCAGAUCCCUGGAUGGAUGAAGGUCACAGACGCCAGAAACAGAGGAGACAAUGCAGGAGUCAUUGCGCCAGGAGUUAGAAAAAUUCAAGACUACAACAUACAAACGGCCAGCACGACCAUCUCCUGGCAGUUCAGCAGCGUCAGUCAAUCGGUGGUAUUUUCUAUCUACCAGAACAGUCUCGGCAAUAGAAACAGAGUCCUGACCUCCCAGUUGUCCCCCAGUGAAUCCCAGACCGAGGAGGGCCAAGUGGUGUGCCCGGCGCCCGGCAGGUACCUUGUUGUGAUAGAUAACAGAGCUAACUCAAACAAGCCGACACAGCUCGUCUAUCAAAUUCUGAUCAGAGAACCGGAAGUCGAGAACCUAGAGGAUAAGGACUUGUCAAAAGAUACCGACACGAGCUUCAGCUUGCUACCAAAGAUAGAGAAAAGCAGAGGCGUCACCAGAGAGGACUACCUGAGGAUUGUUAAAGGCGCAGACUCAGACUGGCUACAUCACUUUUAGAGAAUAAAAUCAGUUGGUCACACCGAUCCGCUGACUCAAUUGAAUUGGAUUGAAUUCAAUAGUUUUUUUUUUUACAUGUAGGGUCUUAGAGGCUUAGAAAUGUCCUCCCCCCCAUCCCUUUGUGUAUUCUUGUAGCUUUCUCCCUGUCCCGUAUUAGUGUUUGGAGAAGAGGUAUGCUCAAUAUGCUGAUGUGGGAAAGAGGUAUGUUCUUUGUGUAAGUAUGUGGGAAGAGGUAUGUUUUAUAUUUAUGUGCGAACAGGUAUGUUUUAUGUAUUUGUGGGAAGAGGUAUGUUCUUUAUGUGUGUGGGAAGAGGUAUGUUCUUUAUGUGUGUGGGAAGAGGUAUAUUUCUUAUGUAUGUGUGAAGAGGUAUGUUCUUUAUGUGUGUGGGAAGAGGUAUGUUCUAUAUUUAAGUAUGUGGGAAGAGGUAUGAUAUAUAUCUAGGUGUGUGGGAAAAGGUAUGUUCUAUAUGUGUGUGGGAAAAGGUAAGUGCUAUAUGUGUGUGGGGAGAGGUAUGUUCUAUAUUUGUGUGUGGGAAGAGGUAUGUUCUAUAUGUGUGUGGGAAAAGGUAAGUUCUAUAUAAAAGUGCGUGGAACAAGUAUGUUUCACAUGUUCAUUAUGUAAAUGUGGAAAGAGAAAUGUUCUAUAUAUAAUUGUGGGAAAGGGUUUAACCAUAGAGGAGGUGAGGGAAACUGCACCCUCUCUUGGACCCACUCCCCACUUUUGCUCAUAUUGACGUCUUCUUACCGCAUACCUCCCCCGACUUAGCACUAGAACGGCUACUUCUGUUUUUUUUAUUACUUCUUUGUAUUUUCGGAGAUUUCCGUUAGUAAUAGCCAGAAAAUGUUUUAUAACGAUUUUUUAAAACAGAUAACCCCAUCUAUAGCAUAGACUCGUGUGUGGUCGUUUACUCAAGUUUUGCACUUUUAAGUAUAAUUGCGAAGAAAAUAAAUGUAACCAAGGUAGAUAAUCCGAAUAAUUGUACUAGAUCACUAACAAAAUGAGUAACCGCUCUUUGUACUCUGUAGAUAUAAUGAUCUUUGUGAACUUUAAAAAAAUUGUAAAUGGUUUGUAAAUAAUCAAUUACAGAAUGCGUGAUAAAUGACAUGAAUUAUGUUGGCGUAAUAAAUUAAUAUAUAU